This is a messenger RNA of Lineus longissimus, 3430 nucleotides long. RefSeq lists its product as uncharacterized. Bases 155 to 1996 code for a protein of 613 amino acids. Gene Ontology annotation, molecular function: transmembrane transporter activity. Gene Ontology annotation, biological process: transmembrane transport. NCBI's taxonomy places the organism in Eukaryota, Metazoa, Nemertea, Pilidiophora, Heteronemertea, Lineidae. The record is from RefSeq and is a predicted model, not a curated record. The transcript is spliced from 10 exons. Gene Ontology annotation, cellular component: membrane.
GACUUUAUGAGCGCAAUACUGACCUCGUAAGUCCACGAGUAGAGUACGAAACAUGUGGCCUCAUUUCUUACAAGAAGCGAUCAUAUCGAAUCGGGUGACUUCACGGGAUACGAAUACCUCUCGUCAGUUAACGAACUGCCAGUAGACAGUUAAGAUGAAAGACGAAGAAAGACGGCCCUUGCUCCACAGGAGGCCAGACAGCAGUGCCUCACAGACGAACGAUGUAAAUAACCCCCCGGGGAAUCCGCGCAGCCCAGUAGACGAUGCGUCCCCAACGGACGCAGACAACCCUAGCGCGGUAAAUCCUCGGGUUCCCGGCGAGGACCCAAGCGGCAAUGCUGACGCAGGGUUGUCAACAUCUGGCGAAGAAGGAAGCUCGCCGAGUCCGUCCUCAGUGUUGCCCGUCCCCGGGCUUUUCUGUGGAGGAUGUCCCGACUCCACCCAGUUCAGUCGCUGGGGCGUUCUCUGCCUUCUUCUCAUCGCCUUCUUCCAAAUUGUAAUGACAAGAGAUUUCGGUGAGAUUCUAUCAGGCAAAGACGGUGUUAUCUAUAAUCUGACUGAACAAGAACAUAAUAUAGUCAAAGCUAUAUUCGGCGCCAUAAUAUACACACUUCCCAUCAUGGCUGGCCUCAUCUCAGACACAGUGCUCCCCCGACAGAAGGCGUUCAUCCUGGCCCUCCUAGUCAAACUUCUGGGUUCGUUAUUGAGUUUUGGGUCCCGAAUGGUAGUGUAUCGUAUGCAAGGUCAUCUGCCGGAGAAAUUGGUUCAAAUGUUACUCUGGGUGAAUAUCCUUGGUAUAGCAUUGAUGGUCGUUGCCAUCUGUUUCUUCCCGCUCUUUAUAUCUUUCGGGAGCCAGCAAGUUAACCUGGAGAAGAACGCUGUGUGUUCUUACCUUAGAUGGUUGUUGUUGACAGUAGCUCUCGGAGUGCUAACUGCCGCUGGAAUUAACAAGCUAAACAUCACCGAAGGUUUUCCCGGACUGACAUCUGUCGUCUGUGACGUCUUGUCUGUUGUUGUUUUCUUGGUCGCCAUUAGGAAAUACAACACAAUCUCAACUGAUGCAGGGCGUCGUCGGUUCAAAGAAUUCAUGCGGAUUCUGCGGGCACACGUGCCAUGUUUCUGCCAAAGGAGACGGUUCGACGAGGCGUACGACCCCUGGGGUAAUCCAGUACGGCUGCGCGAGAUCCAGGAGAAACGAGCGAUGGAUAGAUUUCAUCUAAAGAAAGGGGUCCUAUUGGUCGCCUUGUUGUCCUGCGGAGCAGUUGCUGCUAUCAUAUACUAUCUGAUAAACUACGCAGGAUAUUUAUCCUCCAAACUGUACGAUUCCAAAAUUACCAGGCAGAUUGUGGGAUAUAUCGAUAAUCUCGGCGGCUUUGUAAUCUUCGUCCUCUUGCUUUUACUGGAGGCGUUCACGCGAUGCAGCCAGAACUUGCGAAUAGCUAUCAAUGAUAACACGUUGAAGAAACUGGGUUUCGGUUCAAUAUUCGCGGCAUUCUCCUGCCUGCUGACAGGAAUCGUAUCGACGGGACAAUUGGUGGAAGGCCCCGAGAACGUCUCAAUAUAUUGGAUGUUGCCCGAGUUUAUCAUAUAUGGGGUAGGAGCAACUCUAACUCUAACUUCUGUAUUAGAGAUCGGUGUCUUUGAAAGCGGUCCUGGUUUGGCGACGUUUCUAUGCGGUCUUGGCGCAUCUCUUUCCUUCAUUUUUUUCACUGCACUCGGAAUCGUUUUUACCCUCAUUGAUUAUCGAACUAUCAAACGCUUUGACUACAUCUACUACGUGGCGUUUGGCGUGAUGGCGUUCACGCUCCUAGUCAUUUACAUCCCGGUGUCCGCAUGGUACACAGGUGUCAAGAGAAAGAUUUCAUCGCUUUCUUUAUCAAUGCAAGAAAGAGAAAAUGAUGCUGGAGCACCAAGUCAGGACAGGGGACAGGUUGAAAGCCAGGAGAGUUUCAGAGCCAGGGAGCUUGAUGCUGUUGUCAGCCAGGGGGCAGAUUGAAAGCCAGGAGUUUCAGAGCCAGGGAGUUUGAUGUUGUUGUCAGCCAUGGGGGCAGGUUGAAAGCCAGGAGUUUCAGAGCCAGGGAGCUUGAUGCUGUUGUCAGCCAGGGGGCAGAUUGAAAGCCAGGAGUUUCAGAGCCAGGGAGCUUGAUGCUGUUGUCAGCCAUAGGGGCAGGUUGAAAGCCAGGAGUUUCAGAGCCAGGGAGCUUGAUGCUGUUGUCAGCCAGGGGGCAGGUUGAAAGCCAGGAGUUUCAGAGCCAGGGAGCUUGAUGCUGUUGUCAGCCAUAGGGGCAGGUUGAAAGCCAGGAGUUUCAGAGCCAGGGAGUUUGAUGCUGUUGUCAGAUAGCACCAAUGUAGAUGUAUAGUAGGAACACAUCAUGUAAAUAAAUAUCGAGUUGAGAGCAGAGUGUCGAGUCACAAAAGUAAAGUUUGUUUAAUAUAGUGUUACCCCUAAUGAAAAGGCCAGCCAGCUUAUGAGACACUCUUUUCCUUCAAAGUCCUAUCUCUACAAUGACUUUAGGGAGAGCAAGUAGUUGGGAACAACAGGAAAUGUUAGUGGAAUAUUAGCAAGUUUAGGAAAAGACAACUUGAGGCAGAGGCUAGCUAGUAGCUCAGCAUCUUGAACAAUAAGAUAUCAACAAAACAACUCACGAGGUCAAUUUUUAAUUGGAUGUUUAUUUAACAUGGUUGAGAAGAUCAACAUAGCACUUUUAUGCAAUAUAUAUAAUGUAUUCAUUCAUACAAUACGCCUUCAUUGAACAGUUUACAAAUAUCCCUUGAAUGAAAGUCAUUAAGUCAAUACACGCUUGACAGGGUUCAUUGGAAAAUGUUUUAACAUCUCAUACGAGCACUACGAAUGGGUUCAGUUGUUAAGACAUCUGCCUCAAUGGGCUCAAUGGACAGAUUCUCCAAAGAGAACGGGAUAUUUGCCGGUCAUUUUUAGGGAGGCAGGAAUGAGGCAGUAAUGAGGCAGUUUUAACAGAAAAAUUUGAAUGUGUAUGCUGCAAUGGAAGCAGGUCUAUAGGCGAGGAUAGCUGUGAAGUCAGAGAAUAAGGCUUAAGCUGCAAAGUGCCAACAAAAUAUUCAUGAAUUAGUAUUUCAAAAGCAAUGCUUCUAUAUAGAGCUGUCCAGGCAAAACAGUGAAGAAAGUACACUGUACAUCCAUGUUUCAUGAGAAGUGGACACACACACACACAUAGGGGCAAUGUGUAUGUCACAAUCAUAUCUAAACUACCUGGGCAGCAGCACUAUUUCUUACAUAGUGGUCAUCUUGAAAAGUGCCUCCCAGAACAUGAUCUACUUUUCCAGGUUCCUGUGUCUGAACAAAGUAAUGCAACCUUUGUAGUUUUCUAACAAGUGUAUGAGACAAGGCUCACUAACUGCUGUAUAUCUGCUAUCAUAAUUAACCAGAAGAAACAUCAACACAUUUCGCUGA